This is a messenger RNA of Plasmodium cynomolgi strain B, 3210 nucleotides long. RefSeq lists its product as hypothetical. The transcript is spliced from 2 exons. Lineage: Eukaryota; Apicomplexa; Aconoidasida; Haemosporida; Plasmodiidae. The record is from RefSeq and is a predicted model, not a curated record. The coding region runs from base 1 to 3210 and encodes 1069 amino acids. Gene Ontology annotation, molecular function: zinc ion binding; protein binding.
AUGAUAAAUGGUAGGAAAAACAGAAGUGUGAAAACAAAAAAUUAUAUCAUAAAUGUCAACUGCUACACGUGGAUUAACAACAGCCAUGGGCUGUUCGACUAUGAGAGCGAGAAUUUUUACAAAAAAUGCUUUAAGAUAAAAUGCCUGUACAAUUACUACUACAUACUGAAGGAUGACAUUAACGUGGAAAUUAAAAAUGAAGAAGAAAUAAAUAAAAUAAAAUUAAACAAUUCCAAUAUGAAGCUGAUAUGUAAAAUAAAGUAUAUAAAUAAUAAUUACCAGUUGAUACCAUGUAUUGAGAGUACGAACGACGGGUCCAGCACUGCGGGACGGACCACAGGCGGCCUGCCGCACGGAGGCAACGAUGAGGCCAGCAGGGACAAUAACGAGAUUGGCGCGAACGGCGGCGGUAACGGUGGCGGUAACGGUGGCGGUAACGGUGGCGGCAACGGUGGCAGUAACAACCGCGGUAACGCAGAUAGCAGUGUCGGUAACAGCCGCGGUGAUAACAACCGCGUAGAUAACAACCGCGGAGAUAACAACCGCGAGGAGGGUGACCAGGGAGACAGCGGAGGAAACGACGCAGAAAACUUCUGGGUCAUUGUGAAGUACCUAAAGAACAAAAGCUCCAUACUGCAUGAGGAUGAUAUUAUAAAGCUGGGCAGGGUGAAGUUGAAAAUAAAAAAAAUUAUCACCAAUUUGCAACAAGAGAGGGAGUACAACAAAUCUUUGUCUCCCCUCGACGAUGAUGAAUGCGAAACGGACACCCCAGAAAUGGUUGGCCCGGGGGGUAGUGCCCCGGGGGGUAGUGGUCCUGGAGUGGUUCGCCAUGGGAUGCGUACUCCAGGGAUGUGUACCCCAGGGAUGGAAGGUCCCACGGGAGGAAACGCCCUAAUUGAUAAAAACACCACUUCGAAUAACUACGUCAGCGGAAGCAUCAACCCGCAUGUCUCCCUUCACAGUAGACAACGGCAGGAAGAUGAGAAUAUGUGCAUUAAUUGUGGUGCAGUCAGUAACGGUGUGGAGGAUAGCUACAACUUGUAUGACGAUGUGGACGAGGGGGAUGAUGUUAGCGAUGCAGUGGAGGGGGGGAGCGAGCUGCCCAGAGAGGGGGAAAGCUUCUUUGGGAGAAGUACCAAUGGUAAUAGGAGUGAAGCAAAUCGACCACAAGAAAGUGACAUCAAUUUAGCAACGAACAAUUCCUACGUGGAUGAUUUUUAUCUUUUUAAGGGCAACGUGCAGAAUGGGGAAGUGAAUGGAGAGUACCGCAAAGGAGGAAGGAGAGGCACACAAAGUAAGAACGGGCAGAAUGAAGAUGACGUAGCAGUGUUCAGUGAAUCCCCAUUUGGUGGAGUAUUAAACCAAUCCUCAAAGGGGAAGACCAAGAAUGGAGGUAGUACCCCUAUUGACAAGCACACUAUCAAGACCUCACGUGCGAGAAAACAUGACAGUGACGCGAAAAAUCUGUUGUUAGAAUCGAAUGCUAAUUGCAGUGGUGCGAUAAGCGAAAUAGACAACAAUGAUGGUGGGAUGAAUUCCAAAAGAGACAAAACAGAGGGGGGAGUAAAACAAAUAAAGAAUAUCGUGCCAAACGAACAAGCAGCUUCGUCUAACUUAGAACAACCCUCCUAUGAUUCUAAUGUGGGAAACUCAAACUGUUCAGUUCGUAGCCCCAAUUGGGAGAACCUAACAGGGGAAAUCAAUUCGAUACGUAGUAAAGCAAGUGGGAAUAAUGCCCCUUCUGGAAGGGCGCUGAGAGAAGGAAGCGUCACACCGAAUAGCAGUAACAACCUUGUAAAUUUUAUGGGCUGUAGUGAUGAAUUGGGGAAUAUAAACGAAAACCAAGAAGGAAGAAGUAGCAGUAAUAACGAAGAUUUAUUCAAAUUUAUGAGAAAGAGAACCACAUGUAUGAGCAUGUCCUGUGCGAGUAAAGGGAAGGCCACAUCCACGACAGAUUAUCAAACCAUCCAAUCCAAAGACCUGACUCAGCAAAAUAAACAUGAAGUAGGAAUUCCCAGCAUGUAUAACUGUAGAAUAUGUCUCUGUGAAUAUGAGAAUGAAAAUAACCCAUUGAUAUCACCAUGUAAAUGUAAAGGAUCUAUGAAGUAUGUGCAUUUAAAUUGCAUAAGGACAUGGAUGAGGGGGAGAUUAAACCAAUUAAAUUGUGAACUGUGUAAAUUCCCCUACCCAACAUAUAUUUUUUUACAAAAUAAAUACUUGGAGCUGUAUGAAAUUCCCAAACUAGACCUUCCCUACAUCAUCAUCGAAUUAAUGAAUGACAGAAACAAGGGGUUCUACAUUGUCAGUUUAGCUAACACAAAAUGUGUUCGGAUGGGUAGAGGUCAUGACACAGAUGUACGUGUGAAUGACAUAUCCGUGUCUAGAUUCCAUGCCAUGAUUAAAUUUUACAACGGAAAUUUUUAUAUAGAAGAUUGUAAAAGCAAAUUUGGAACCCUCAUUCAGAUAAGGAAACCAGUUUUUUUCAACAUCAGAAGAAACAAAUUCAUCGCUCUGCAAGUUGGACGAACUGUUAUGUAUGUAUAUAUGAAGAGAAAAAAUUGGAUAUUUCUACCUAUUUGUUUGAAGCUUUCCAAAACGAAGGAUGAGGAUGUUAGCACAUUGGAUAAUUUUUCUUCCAAAUUGAUCAUCGAUAAUAAUAUGCAGUUAGAGAACAGCAACUUUGAGUACAGCAGGGAUGGUGAGGGGGAAGCUGCUAAUUACGAACGUGCGAAUGAGGGGGUGGAUGGUCCCGUGGUGGAUAGCCCCGUGGUGGAUGGCCCCGUGGUGGAUGGUCCCGUGGUGGAUGGCCCCGUGGUGGAUAAUCCCAUAGUGGAUAGCCCCAUGGUGGGUAACCCCGUUGUGGAUAGCCCCGCGAUGGAUUUAGGAAAUGCUGCUGUGGGGGGGCACGUCGGGCCGGAGGACUUGAACGAAGCCAACACGCACAACAACAGCAGCGCGCAGGAUUUGAACCUGGACAGCACGGGCAGCAUCGAAAACGCCACGCCCAGCGCGCCUAGUGGUGCGCCGCGCAACCCCGAUGACGCUGCGAAGAGCGCCGACCCUUACGAAAGCAGACGCGCGGGCAACAGUGCGGGCAACGGUGGGGGCAACAGCGUGGGCAACAGCGCGGGCAGCAGAGUGGACAGCAGAGUGGACAGCAGUGUCUCCCGGAACGUUAUGAAUGGAGGCGUCGCCCCCGGUUAUUAUUAA